AUGGUCAGGAACCUUCAUCUGACAGGCCUUGCGGCCGCGCUUGGCGGCGCAUCAAUCUUGGGGGCUCUAGCCCAAGGUAUUGACCAAACACCAAUGGUCGAUGAACCUGAACACAACGUCGCCAAGCCUGUCCUCUCCGGUGACAGGUCUGCGAUUGACUCUGAAGCUCUGCAGAAGCUUAUCAAGGGCGACAACCUCUUCGAGAGGGCCAAGCAGCUGUACGAGAUCGCCAAGCUUGGCGAAGCCGAGUACAACCACCCCACGCGGGUCAUCGGUAGCGAAGGCCAUCUGGGCACCCUCGACUACAUCUACUCCACCAUUUCUCAGCUUGGCGACUACUACACCCUCUCCAAUCAGUCAUUCCCUGCAGUCACUGGCAAUGUCUUCGAGUCGAGACUCGUACUCGGCAACAAAGUGCCCAAGUCUGCAUCUCCCAUGAGCCUGACGCCUGCCACGAAAAACAAGGAGCCGGUGCAUGGCGACCUCGUGCUCGUCCAGCACGAGGGAUGCGAUGAGUCCGACUACCCCGAGGAGGUUCGCGGCAACAUCGCUUUCGUCCUUCGCGGCACGUGCCCCUUCGGCACCAAGUCGGCCAAUGCCGGAAAGGCUGGCGCCGUCGCCGCCGUCAUUUAUAACUACGAGAAGGAGACGGUCCACGGUACCCUCGGAACCCCGUCGCCAGACCACGUUGCCACGUUCGGCCUUGGGUACGAUGACGCCAAGCCCAUAAUUAAAAAGAUCAAGAAGGGCAAGACUGUCGAUGCCAUUGCCUACAUCGACGCCGUCGUCGACACUAUCCAGACUACCAACAUCAUCGCCCAGACUGUAGGCGGCGACCCUGACAACUGUGUCAUGCUAGGUGGCCACAGUGAUAGUGUCGCUGAGGGACCCGGUAUCAAUGACGAUGGCUCUGGCAGCCUGUCGCUUCUUGAGAUCGCCACCCAGCUGACCAACUUUGACGUCAACAACUGCGUGCGCUUUGCUUGGUGGGCCGGCGAGGAGGAAGGACUCCUUGGAUCCGACUACUACGUCUCCGUCCUGACGGACGACGAGAACGAGAAGAUCCGGCUUUUCAUGGACUACGACAUGCUCGGUAGCCCCAACUACGCAUACCAGAUCUACAAUGCCACUAACGCCGUCAACCCCACCGGUUCUGAGGAGCUCCGUGAUCUGUAUGUUGACUGGUACAAGGCGCAUGAUCUCAACUACACUUUCAUCCCCUUUGACGGCCGUAGUGACUACGAUGGCUUCAUCCGCAACGGCAUCCCCGGUGGCGGCAUCGCGACCGGCGCCGAGGGUGUCAAGACGAAAAAGGAGCAGGAACAAUUCGGAGGCAAGGCUGGUGACUGGUACGACCCCUGCUACCAUCAGCUCUGCGACGACCUCCACAAUGUGGACGUCGAGGCCUGGGAGCUCAACACCAAGCUUGUGGCUCACUCUGUUGCGGUUUUCGCCAAGUCCUUUGACGGAUUCCCCAAGCGGACACUAAAGGACGUUGCUUCGUCCGAGCACGCGGCGAAGACGUUUUACCAUGGAAGCAAGUUGGUUAUGUAA
Verticillium alfalfae VaMs.102 is the source of this 1554-nucleotide messenger RNA. Its product is annotated as aminopeptidase Y. The record is from RefSeq and is a predicted model, not a curated record. Bases 1 to 1554 code for a protein of 517 amino acids. The transcript has 3 exons. Gene Ontology annotation, biological process: proteolysis. NCBI's taxonomy places the organism in Eukaryota, Fungi, Ascomycota, Sordariomycetes, Glomerellales, Plectosphaerellaceae. Gene Ontology annotation, molecular function: metalloexopeptidase activity.